Molecule: messenger RNA, 411 nt
Organism: Zymoseptoria tritici IPO323
Lineage: Eukaryota; Fungi; Ascomycota; Dothideomycetes; Mycosphaerellales; Mycosphaerellaceae
Exons: 1
Source: RefSeq, a predicted model, not a curated record
AUGUCUUGCCUAUCCGAAGGUGCCGAGUUCAUCUCCGAAGCUGGUAAGACAUAUCUCGCGGUCAGCUCGCUCGGACAGUCCAACGUCUGGACCGCGGUCGAGAAAGAUGACAUGUCCAACAUUGUCGUCUUGAAGGCACCUUCAGACAACGACAUACCCGGACAAUGGCCUCGAUUCCAACACGAAAUGAUCAUGCACGAACUAUUCAAGAACAGCAAGAACAUCCGCCGCCAGGUUGAUCGCAUUCCACCGACUCCAGAGGGCUCGCCUCCCAUCCUCGUCCUAGAAAUCACUGAAACAACACUCUGGGGCGCAAGAACGAAACGUCCCUUUUCUCGGGGCGAGAUCGUCGCUACCAUGAAAGGAAUCUUACUUAGUCUGCAAGAAGUCCACGAACACGGUCUAGUCUAU